CGCUCCCGGGCCCGGGCCCCUGCCAACCGCCGGGCUGAGGGCCGGGGCAGGAAUAGGGCUGUACAUGUGGGGGCGGAUGGGCCGCUCCCCCCGGCCCGGAUGGAGUGAAGAGAAGGGGAGAGCGGCCCAGUCCCCCACGCUCCCAGAAUGCCUCGGUGCAGCCGCUCUCUUUGUCCGCCUCUAUGGUUGGGGCACAUGCUCCGUGCGUGGGGUUGGCGCGGUCUCCUCCCGGCCUCGUCAGCAGACUGGGGCCUCCCGGCACCCCCGGCAUGGCCCCCCCCACAGGUAACGUUGUGGACAGCCAGUCCCCCAGGCUGCUGGCAAACCAGCUAAGAUGGGACCUGACUGCCGAACAGAUAGAAAACAUGGCUGCAGAGCUGACGGAGAGGACCAAGCUUGUGUACGACCGGGUGGGCUCUCAGGAGCAGGGGGAGGUGUCCUAUGAAAACACUCUCAAGCCACUGGCAGAUGUGGAAGUGGAAUAUACGGUCCGUCGGAACAUGCUGGACUUCCCCCAGCACGUCUCUCCUUGCAAAGACAUCCGUGCAGCGAGCACGGAGGCUGACAAGAAGCUCUCGGAGUUCGAUGUGGAGAUGAGCAUGAGGCAGGAUGUGUACCAGCGGAUUGUCUGGCUCCAGGAGAAAGCUGAGAGCGCUUCGCUGAAGCCUGAAGCAAAGAGAUAUCUGGAGAGGCUGAUCAAACUGGGUAAAAGAAAUGGUCUCCAUCUCCCUGAGGAAACACAGGAGAAAAUCAAAGCUAUUAAGAAAAAGCUGAGUGUCCUUUGCAUAGACUUCAACAAGAACCUCAACGAAGACACCACCUACUUGCCCUUCUCGAAGGAGGAACUAGGGGGGCUCCCUGAGGACUUCCUGAACUCCCUGGAGAAGACAGAGGAUGGCAGGCUGAAGGUCACCUUGAAAUACCCGCACUAUUUCCCUCUCCUGAAGAAGUGCUACGUGCCCGAGACGAGGCGGAAGGUGGAGGAAAUGUUUAACUCUAGGUGCAAAGAGGAGAAUUGCUUGAUCCUCAAGGAGCUGGUGGACUUGCGGGCUCAGAAAGCCAGUCUGCUGGGCUUCAGCACGCAUGCAGACUUUGUGCUGGAGAUGAACAUGGCUAAAAGCAGCAAGACAGUGGCUGCGUUCCUGGAUGAGCUGGCACAGAAGCUGAAACCCCUUGGAGAGAAGGAACGGGCUGUGAUCUUGGACCUGAAAAAGAAGGAGUGUGAGAAGCGUGGCCUGGAGUUUGACAACCGCAUCAAUGCCUGGGACAUGCGCUAUUACAUGAACCAGGUGGAGGAGACCAAGUACAGCGUGGACCAGAACCUGCUGAAGGAGUACUUCCCCAUGCAGGUGGUCACCACAGGCCUGCUAGCCAUUUACCAGGAGCUGCUGGGGCUCACUUUCCAUCUGGAAGAGAAGGCUCAGGUCUGGCAUGAGGACGUCCAGCUCUACACGGUGAAGGACACCUCCUCUGGGGAGACCAUCGGCAAAUUCUACCUGGACCUGUACCCACGGGAAGGGAAGUAUGGGCACGCUGCCUGCUUUGGCCUGCAGCCGGGCUGCCUCUUGCCGGAUUCCAGCCGGCAGAUCUCUGUGGCUGCCAUGGUGGCCAACUUCACCAAGCCCACGCCGGAUGCACCUUCCCUACUGCAGCAUGAUGAAGUGGAGACGUACUUCCAUGAAUUUGGGCAUGUCAUGCACCAGCUGUGCUCUCAGGCGGAGUUUGCCAUGUUCAGUGGGACGCACGUGGAGCGGGACUUUGUCGAGGCACCAUCACAGAUGCUGGAAAACUGGGUGUGGGAGAAGGAGCCACUGCUGCGCAUGUCCAGGCACUACAAAACUGGAAGCCCCAUCCCUGAUGAGCUGCUGGAGAAGCUCAUUAAAUCCCGGCAGGCAAACACAGGGCUCUUCAACUUGCGUCAGAUUGUCCUAGCCAAGGUGGACCAGGCGCUGCACACCCAGACAAAGGCUGACCCCGUGGAGGUGUUUGCCCGGCUAUGUGAAGAGGUGCUGGGCGUCCCUGCUACCCCAGGUACAAACAUGCCUGCUACGUUUGGCCACUUGGCCGGAGGCUACGAUGCCCAGUACUAUGGCUACCUCUGGAGCGAAGUGUACUCCAUGGAUAUGUUCUACACGCGCUUCAAGCAGGAGGGAAUCAUGAACUGUAAGGUGGGCAUGGAUUACAGGAAUUGCAUCCUGCAUCCUGGCGGUUCCCUGGAUGCUUCCGACAUGUUGAGGAAGUUCCUGGGCCGUGACCCCAAGCAGGACGCCUUCCUGGCCAGCAAAGGACUGAAGGUGGAGAGCAACUCGCUGCCUUCAGCCUGCUGAGAAACUGCUGCAGCCCGUUUUGAGUCAAGCCAGCUCCUUUGCCUACGCACCCGUCCCCUCAGGCCGAGCGACAGCCGGUACUUCUGUCACCAAUCUGUCACCAAACACAUCCUGGGCCAAUCCCUGCCUGGAGCUGUUCCUCCAGGAUCCUGCUCCGAGCUCACCCUGGGCUUCGGGAGCUGGGUUCGGCCCUGGUCCAGGGCUCUGCGGUGACAGCUCUGCGAAGGGACCUGAACGGCCUUUGCCACCCCACCCCCCCCGAGGGGGAUGGGGCUGUCGGGAGCCCACACAAAUUGGCUGAACUUUGAACCUGAUUUCUGCACCAGGGUGAGUUUCAGCCUCAUUUAUAGCCAGGGAGGAGAGGGAGAGGAGUUAUCAAUCUUGAGUCAUUGUUUUUAAAUCCCUUCUUUUUAAGAAACGAGACUUCCCACUGGGCUGGGCUUGUUUUGUGCCCCAGGGCAGACUUAACUGUUCUGAGCAUGAAACAAGUUGCGUUGGGAGUCAUGCUCUCCCUGUCUUUGGGCAGCUGGUGGCUGUGGAAUAAAGAUGGGGAGAUCCCAGAGCUUAAAAACCGUUGCAUUUACUGGAAUGUCCUGCCCUGAGUCCCUCAGACAUUCCUGCCUGGGCAGCGGGCCUGGGGGAGGGCAGAGAUGGCUCCUUGGGAGGUUGUGCCUUCCGCCAGGGACUGUCGGAGCUACUGGGACCCUGUGGCUGGGGCUGUCUUAGGGUGGCCGAUGCCUUCUGGGCUCAGGUCAUAGCAGCAGCGGGUGUGUUGCUAUUGCUGUCAUCUCUAAGCCAGGGUGGGACAGGGGAGGGCUUGUGCUUUAAGAAAAAAAAAAGCCAACAAACAACAAGCGGACAGCUUCAAACAACACGGAUGCCGGGGGAUAAAAAUACCGCGUGGGCUGUGUGCCAGGCCUUGAGCGGCUGGGCUCUGGGUGCAGUGCCGGGCUGGGGGACGGCAGCCAGCCCUUUGCCCAGCCUUGGGAGCAGCCAGGCUGGUGCCACCUGCCCACCCAGCUGUUCCCUUGUCCCCAAGAACCCUAAAACUGGUGCCUGCGUGGUGCAGGGCCAGUGUGGCAUGGCGUGCCUCCCUCCCUCUGCACUGAGCUGCCCUCCUGCCUGCUUGGGCACAUGGGUCAUGGGUUGGAGCUGCCUGAGGCGAGCACUGACCCCGAGGGCAAAGGCUCAUUUCUGGGUUUGCUAAAGGAGGCAUCGUGUGUGGGCUGGGAAAGGUUUUUAGCAGCGAGUGUGCAGGGCAGGCGGAAAGUUGGCUGCUUCCUCAGUAGCAGAGGGGAGCUGAGGACCUUUGGAAGGAGCUGCGAGCUCCCGCUGGCGUGAAGCAUUUGUGGCGAUGGGGUGCUGAGAGCAGAUCUCAUUUUCUGGUGUCCCACCCUACCUCCAGCCUCGGGCGCUUUGCGUGGUGCCCUUUGAGGGCUGGGGGAUCAGUCCCUGCAGCUCCUCUGUGGUUUGAGCACAUGGGGAGUGCCGGCGAGCGGCCGAGUGCCUGCGCUCACAGCCACCGUCCUGGCCCCAGCCAGGGCUGCGGGUGGGAGCUGCCGUCCCUCCCCAGGGUCUUGUGCUGCAGCUUCCUCCCUGGCUUGGGCUGUUCCCUUUGCUUCUCCUCUUCCCUGGGUCACAUCACCAGAGCGGCUCUGGGCCGCUGAUGAGAGCGUUGGAAGAAAGCUCGCCCCAAGUGCAGACUAAGUCAUUGCUGCCACCUCCCUCCCCCAAACCACCCCCCUGGUGACACAGAAAAGCCGGUGACACCUUCCCUCGCUGAUCCCCUCUUGUGCUGACCUGGGGACAGGUCCGUAAGCAGCGAAGCGGCUCCUUGGUGCUUGCUGGGGCCAUGUUGAGCAUCUUGUCUUUGUCCCCACCCUCUGUUUUAGGCAUAGAUGAGUGUCUGUCCCGGGUGCUGGCUGUGCAGGGCCAGGCGCUCUCGAGUUGACGCUGUGGUUGUUUUAAGUGUCAUGUUUUACUGAGCUUUCAGUGUUUUCUUUCAGACCUCUUCUCUCGAGGGAGAGAACUGAAGCUGAACAGGGAAACCACGCACUUUCCUCCCUUCCCAGGCCAUAGCUCACUCUGUUCCUCCCUCCUGUGACCCCUGCCACAGGUGGCACGGUGAGAGGUGCUGCCGGAGUAGCAUGGGGGAACCGGUGCCUCUCCAAGCGCUCCGUGCCUCGUGCACGGGUGAUUCCCAGGAGCAACCUUGGAGCUGCACCUUUUCCCUCAGCUCCUCGUCCCCAUCCCGUCCCAGGCUGGCAGGGAAGAGAGGCCCUUUUUGGGUUUGGGUUUUGUUUUUUGGGUUUUUUUUUUCCCCUCUGUUAACCUUUUCUAAGGGCAAACUGGUGUGUGUGUGUGUGCCGUUCAUAAUGGUCACGUUCCACCCUGCUUGUUUCAAUGACUGGAUUUUAGACUGUUCCUAGCACUAAUAAAGGUUUUCCUAAGCGGG
Falco peregrinus (peregrine falcon) is the source of this 4782-nucleotide messenger RNA. RefSeq names its product thimet oligopeptidase 1 (gene THOP1). Gene Ontology annotation, molecular function: metalloendopeptidase activity. Gene Ontology annotation, biological process: peptide metabolic process; proteolysis. The transcript is spliced from 13 exons. Lineage: Eukaryota; Metazoa; Chordata; Aves; Falconiformes; Falconidae. The record is from RefSeq and is a predicted model, not a curated record. The coding region runs from base 183 to 2327 and encodes 714 amino acids. Gene Ontology annotation, cellular component: mitochondrial intermembrane space.